Molecule: messenger RNA, 12130 nt
Organism: Drosophila arizonae
Lineage: Eukaryota; Metazoa; Arthropoda; Insecta; Diptera; Drosophilidae
Gene: Obsc
Product: Obscurin
Biological process (GO): protein phosphorylation
Molecular function (GO): ATP binding; guanyl-nucleotide exchange factor activity; protein kinase activity
Source: RefSeq, a predicted model, not a curated record
GAUCAGCAUUAGUUGUUCAGUCGCUUAGAAGUCGUUGACGAUUGAUGGCACUUAAUAAGAUCGUUAAAGCGUUGGGCGACGAACCUUAAAGGAAUACGUGAAAGUACGAAAGUUCUAUGUGCACUGAGAACGCUAAUAUGUGCCUGAUUAAUUAGCAUAGAAAUAAUAUUAAACGUCAACCCGUUCCUUCAUUUUAUGCAGCGAUUAUGAAUGAAACCUUUGAUUUAGUUUUUGUAAAUCAAAGUUAUCAGGCUCAAACACCGGAUGCCGUAAGCGUUUCGCAAGGAGAUUUGGUUGAACUCGUAAAUACGAUAAAAAGCCUCAACGAGACAAAAUGCUUCAUAAGAGUCACUGAUGGAUUAAAUGCGCGGGAAGGCUUGGUCCCGAUGGAAAUAUUAGAAGUUAAUUCAUCGUCGUUUAGUUCAAGUAAAAACGAAAAUGGCAAAACCACGGAAGCAGACAUUGAUUUCAAGAAGAGGACCAUUAUUGGGGAACUCUUGGAAACGGAGGAGGAGUUUUCAAGAGACUUACAAUAUGUAAUUGAUAAGUAUAUAAAGGCUAUUGAUAAGCCGACUACGCCACGAUCGAUUCGCGACAACAAAGACAUUAUCUUCUCUAAUGUUAUACAAAUUGCCGAAUUUCACAUGGUUUUAAAGGAGGGCCUUGAAUGCUAUAGAAAUCAGCCCAAUAUGAUAGCUAAAACAUUCUUAAGACUGGAAAGAGAUUUUGACAAACAUGUGAAAUAUUGCCGUAACGAGUUACUCGCACAAGAGUUCCUAGCGACCAAUGUAGAAACCCAAAAUUUUUUCCGGGAACUUUCGGCAAAGCUGGGCGACGACAAAUCGCUAUCCGAGCACUUGAAGCUUCCACUUCAGAGAAUCAACGACUAUAAGCUUCUGUUUAAGGACCUAAUUAAACUAUCUCAAUGCUUCAAAGAUAAUGUUAGGGACUUGGAGAGAGCUUUAGAACUAAUGCUUAGCGUGCCAAGUAGAGCCUAUGAUAAUAUAUAUAUAUCGAGUAUUGAGGGCUAUAGAGGUAACAUACAGAAGUUGGGCAGGUUGUUGCUGCAUGAGCCUUGCUUGGUUACAGAGAAGGAUGGUAAAACCCAUGAACGAUAUUGCUUCCUGUUCAAGUCUAGAAUUUUAAUAACAAAAGUUCGCAAAAUCUCUGAUAAGAAAUCGAUAUUUAUUUUGCAAAAUAUCAUUAAGCUUCCGCUGUGCAAUAUUGAGGAUCAAAUUGAAGAGAAGCGCUUAUUUCUCUCAAGCAAAUCUCCAGACGAAUCGAACAAUUUGCAUCUGUUCAUUAAGCCCCACAACGAGGAGGGUCAUCGGGUUUGGUAUAAUGAAAUCCAGUCCUAUAUCAAUCACGUCGUGACUCUGCAAGAGCACGCUGCAGACGAUCUGAAAGUAGAUUCGGCAAAUAUUGCCAGCGAGAAUGAACUAAUACUUCGUCUGCCCCACAAGGUCGAGGCGUAUCAGCCCAAUUUAGAUAUACGUCCCUCGGACGUGGCCGAAAACUACUUCUUGAGCAAGGAAACCAAGGAACGCCUGCUCUUCGAGGAGCAGCAGCUGAAGAAAAUCGAACAGGAAGCUUACGAGCUAUUCAAGGCCCAGCAGAAUAUACAAAAUAGUGCACAGCAAAAUAUCAUACAGCAAAAUAUCGUACAGCAAAAUAUCGAAAUAAGUACAGCAAAAGAGAUUCGAACUGAGCAAAAGGUGGCCAGCCAAAGCUAUUCGAAAACCGAAUCCAAUAAGAGCGAAGUUAAACUAACAACAUCCACUCUAGAUAAACAAGAGUCUGUGGCGCCUGCAGUGCUGCUUGAGUCUAGCGCAUUUAAAAGAUCGGCGAUUGAGUCUAAAGAUUCUCCUGAAAAUAGGAAAGAAGAAAAAGAAAAGUCUAAAGUAGAAGUUCAGGAGAAUGUUGCCCAGACAUUAGUAGAGCAAAAGCUUGACUCUAGCAUAGAAUCAAACAAGCCUGAUAAAGUUGUAGAACAACAUCCAAUUAAAAUUAAAGAAACUAGUGAAAUAGAGAAAUCUCAAAAGCUUGAAACUAGAGACGAUAUCAGAGAGAUAAAGAAAUCUCAAAAGCUUGAAACUAGAGAAGAGAUUAGAGAGAUAGAGAGAUCUCAAAAGCUUGAAACUAGAGACGAGAUUAGAGAGAUAGAGAAAUCUCAAAAGAUUGAAACUAGAGAUGUUAUUAGUGAGAUAGAGAAAUCUCAUCAACAAGAAACUCUAACCGAGGAAACGAGUAGGUACAAGGACUAUGAUAGGGGCACCUCCUACGAUAGUACUGUAGAGAACAAGCACUAUGGCAUUAGCUCUAGACGUGAGCGAACAACUUUAGAUAGAACUGAAGGACACUCACACCUAUUGUCAGCUAGUCGUGCCGAGAGUCGUGCGGAGAGUCGUGCCGAAAGCCGCGCCGAGAGCCGUGCCGAGAGUCGAGCCGAAAGCCGUGCGUCCUACUUGCAAAGCUCAACGUAUAAACGUUCGGACGAUUUGCCACCGCGCUCGAUUGAGAAGCCCGUCAUAAACAAAAUGCUGAAGAGCGUCCACGUCGAGAGUGGUGAGACUGCGCAUUUUGAGAUCCAGUUCAACGAGCAGCCAGGCUCUGUUACGUGGCUCAAGGAUAACAAGGCCUUGGAUGAUCGUCUAGCGGAUCGCAUUGUACAAACAAGCGCUCCAAUGAAUUCAUAUCGUUUGGAUAUUAAAAAUUGCAGUGAGAAUGACGCUGGAACAUAUACUGUUCGCGCGCAGACUGCAGCCGAAACAACAACUGUUACCGCUCAGCUGGCUGUGGGACAAGUUGGUGGUCAUGACGAAACGAAGACCAAUAUUGCGCCCGCAUUCUUAGUUAGUUUGAAGGAUACUGAAAUGAUUGAGAAUACUCUGUUUCGGUUUAUGGUCAAAAUCUUGGGCGAUCCAAAGCCCAGAGUUAAGUUCUAUAAGAACGAUAAGGAAAUUCUUGAAACGGAUGACAGAAUUCAAAUCAUACGUGAAAAGGAUUACCUGGGCUUCUAUGAGUUAGUCAUUGCCGAAGUGCAGCCGGAAGAUGCUGGAGUCUAUAGCUGCAAAGCAGUUAACAAGUUUGGCGAAGCCAGCUGCGAGGCAAAAGCAACUACUGUGGACUUUAAGAAUCCCUUUGGUGCUCUGAGUGGUCAGAUUUUGCAGAGUGGAGAAAAGUCGAUAUUUUCCUGGAAGCGAAACGGAGAACCUUUCGAUCCCGAAGAACGCUUCAAAGUGCUCUUUGGCGAGGAUGAGGAUUCGCUAGCUUUGGUAUUCCAGCACGUCAAGCCCGAAGAUGCUGGCUUAUACACGUGUGUGGCCCAGACAUCAACGGGAAAUAUCUCGUGCAGCGCCGAGCUGUCCGUUCAGGGCGCUAUUCAGACCCUGAACAGGGAACCGGAGAAACCAACCUUGGUUAUUGAGCAUCGCGAGGCGAACACCAGCAUUGGCGCCACGGCCAUACUGGAGCUGCAGUGCAAGGGCUUCCCCAAGCCAGCUGUACUUUGGAAGCAUGAAGGUGAAGUCGUCCAAGUCGACGACAGACACAAGUUCAUGUUUGAAGACGAGGAGAGUAUGUCUCUGGUUAUAAAGAGCAUAAACACUGAAGAUGCUGGCGAAUAUACCAUCGAAGCGGUGAAUGAGCUUGGACAGGAUACAAGCUCCAUUAAUUUGACUGUUAAGGCUCCACCAAAAGUAAAGAAAAUCGAGAAUAUUGUUUGUACAGCUGGCGAAACAGUGCGCAUGGAGAUCGAAGUUGAGGGAUUCCCGCAGCCGGAUAUAAAUGUCACCAACAAUGGCAAGGAUAUAUCGGGUGAAAGUAAUGUGAAGAUUACAACAAAGUCCGUUGGCAAAGGCUCCAUCAAGAUUACUGUGGAGAUUUCGGAUAUAAAGCUAUCGCAGGCUGGCAACUAUUCGAUCAGAGCCACAAACGAUCUGAGCCAGACGUCCGAGUAUUGGAAUUGUACCGUGAAGUCGAAGCCAAUUAUUGUGAAACACCUUGAGGAGGAAUAUAUUCACGGCGAAAAGGAAACCGUACAGAUGUCCGUGCGCGUUGAUGCAUUCCCGGAGCCAAAGCUGAUUUGGUAUCACGAUCAAACUGAGAUCAAGACCAGCGAGAAAAAAUACAAGGUCGAGUCGGACGGCAAUACGUAUACCCUGAAAAUCACUGGUGCCACUCGCGUGGAUGCUGGCAAAUAUACGGCCAAGGCGGUCAAUGAGCACGGAUCGGCCACGAGCGAAACUCAGCUGCUGAUGAAGUGCACCCCAGAGCUGACCAAGAAAUUGCAGAACAUCACCGUCAAGGAAGGUGAAACGAAUGUAGAGCUAGCCGUGGGCAUCGAUGCCUAUCCAGUGCCCAGCAUCAAGUGGUUCAUUGAUGGCAUCGAAAUCGAUGAGAAGCGAAAUGAAUUCCUUAAGACAACGGAAGGAAAUGUUCAUAAGCUGGUCAUGAAGGAGGUCGCUGUCAACAUGCAGGGAAAUUACUGCUGCAAGAUCAUGAACGACUACGGCCAGAUCGAGGACAACUGCUCGGUGACGGUCAACUGCAAACCCAAAAUAAGAAGAGCUCUCAAGGAUGUUGAGGUCAAGGAAGGCAACUCGUUAACUCUAGAAGUUGAGAUCUAUAGCAAUCCGGAUGCCACUAUCAAAUGGUUCAAGAAUGGACACGAAAUUCAUGAGGAUGCAAGAAUUAAGAUCACCAGAGAUACGCAACGCAUCGAAAAUUACUAUUUAACCUUGAAUCUUGCCAAAGUUGAAGAUGCGGGCACGUACGAGGUGAAGGCAGCCAAUUUCAUCGGCGAAACAACCUCAAGUUGCAAAGUUCAAGUUUUGACCAAAGACUGUUUAUCCGUGGAAGAAACCGUGACAAAAACAAUGCUCGCUACAACAGAGCAAGCUGAGGAAGGGGCUGUGCCUGAGAUCGUACACAUCGAUGUCUUCCAAAUACACAGCUUCGAAAGUGUUCCCCUCAAAUAUGAAGUUAUUGCUAAGGGCAUACCGAAGCCCGAGGCGAUUUGGUAUCACGAUGACAAACCCAUCGCAGCUGACAAACAUUUCGCUAUAUCAAAUGAUGGGGAACAUUAUAAGCUAGAAGUUAAGUCCCUGGAGCUAGCGGAUGCCGGCGAAUACAAGGUUGUUAUAAAGAAUAAAGUCGGUGAGAAGAGCCAUAAGGGAGUACUCUCGCUCUCAGGUGUUGCUGAGUAUAGAAAACCUAUAUUGAUCGCAGCCAGCGGCUUGCGCGAUAUCAAAUUGAAGAAGGGAGAAACCGUUAAUGAGGUUGUCGUAUUCACGGCCGAUCCAUUGCCGGAGAUCAUUUUGCUGAAGGAUGGCGUACCAGUUAGUGGAGACAAGAAGAAUAUAUUGAAGACUGAAACAAAAGAAUUGGAGAACGGCUUGAUACAAUAUACGUGCACCCUAAACAUCAAGGAUGCCGACAUCAAAGACUCUGGCCGCUACGAGCUCAAGGCAAAGAACAAGUAUGGCGAGAUGGCCACAAGCGGCUAUAUCGAUGUGCUAUCCAAGCCUGAAAUUACCGGUUUGGUGAAUCACAAAUGCCUGCCCGGACAGUCGGUGUGCUUUGAGGCUAUCGUGCUCGCCAAUCCGAAGCCAAAGGUGUCCUGGACCCGGGGCAAUGAGAACCUGUGCAACAAUGAGAGCUGUGAGGUUAUCGCCGAUGUUGAUGCCGAUAAGUACAGAAUCGUGUUCCAAUCGGUGACGCCAAAAGAUGAUGGCAAAUACGCCAUAGCUGCUAUCAAUUCAGAAGGCAGAGCUGAUGCAGAGUUCAAUUUGAAUGUGCUAGUUGAAAAGCCCGCCUUUAUAGUGCCCCCAGAGGCCCAGGCCAUUCACGACUUCCACCCGGUCACCACAAAGGUUGUCGUACACGGCGUACCAGCACCGGCUCUACAAUGGCUCAAGGAUGGCAAGCCAAUUGAUCUUGAAGCUGUCGAUAAGCAAACACAGCAGAAGGUCUAUCUGGUCAAAUCCUCAAACCCUACAACAGAUCAGGUCGAGGGCAUACUCGAAAUACCCAAAUUCAAGGAAAAUGUCGCUGGAACGUACACCUGCGUGGCCAAAAACGAAAUUGGUGAGACUAAAGUUCCAUUUGAAUUGACUAUGCAAGCGCUGGCUCCGAGCUUUACCAAAAAACUGAACAGUGCAUUGGAUGCGCAACAGGGUGAGCCUCUCGUCCUGGAAUGUGCUGUGGAUGGCAGUCCUUUGCCCACAAUCCAAUGGCUCAAGGAUAGCGACGAAAUCACACCAAAUCCAAGAGUUAAAAUGACGACCACGCCCGAGGGCUUAGUCAAAUUGGAAAUCAACAACUGUGAACCGAAUGACUCAGGUGCCUACAAAUUGGUUAUUUCCAAUCCGCAUGGACAGAAGGUAGCCUUAUGUGCUGUCGCAGUAAAGCCCAAAGAAAUGCAGCCCAAGUUCCUAAAGCCUUUCGAGAAUCAAUCAGUCACUGUUGGACAACCCCUGAAAUUGAGCGCUGAAGUGACAGGUUUUCCUGCUCCCGAAAUCAAGUGGUACAAGGAUGGUCUACUCCUGCGGCCUAGCUCAAAUAUUGAUUUCAUCAACAAUCCCAACGGACAAAUUGGCUUGAUUGUUGAUACAGUGGAGCCUGAAGACGCUGGUAUUUACAAGUGUGUUAUUGUCAACAAGGAGGGCGAGGCAGAAAAUGCCGUGAAAGUUGAAGUAAUCCCUAGAGAAGCGAAGCCCACAUUUGUUGCCGAGCUGCAAGAUGCCUCGAGUGUUGAAGGAUUCCCAGUGAAGAUGGACAUUAAGGUUCUAGGUUUUCCAAAGCCGAAACUCCAGUGGUUCCAUAAUGGUCAUGAGAUCUUGCCCGAUAAUAAGCAUGUUGCCAUUCUGGAAAAUCCGGACAACACUUUCAGCCUUAUUAUAGACAAGACUCUGCCAACGGACUCGGGAUUGUACGAAAUUGUAGCACAAAAUUCGGAGGGCUCAACUGCCUCGAAGGCUAAGCUCUAUGUAGCACCGAAAAUUGAUGAAACUGUUGCAGAGGAAGCGCCCCAAUUCGUCUCUGGACUACGCGAUGUCAAUGCAGAUGAAGGCAAAGAACUGGUGCUAUCUGCGCCAUUCAUUGCCAACCCGAUGCCUGAGAUCAUGUGGUCCAAGGAUGGCGUUCCACUGGCACCCAGCGAACGUUUGCUGAUGACCUGUGAUGGAAAGCACGCGGGUCUAACCAUAAGCCCCGUGGAAACCUCCGACUCCGGCACCUACAGCUGCCUGCUGGCCAAUCCCUUGGGCGAGGACUCGUCUCAGUGCAAUGCGAACGUCAGGAAAGUCUACAAGGCGCCAAUAUUCACGCAAAAGAUAUCGGAUCAGCAGCAAGCUUUUGGAAACAAUGCCAAGAUUCCAGUUACGGUCUCUGGCGUUCCAUAUCCAGAGCUCACGUGGUUCUUCGAUAAUAAGCCCAUAGAGGAGUCAAGCAAAUACUCGAUCAAAAAUGAUGGCGAUCAUCAUAUGCUGAUUGUGAAUGAUUGUCAAGCCUCUGAUAAGGGCGAAUACAAGUGUAUUGCCUCGAAUAGGGAGGGCAAAGACAUUACACAGGGUCGUCUGGAAGUCGUUAAUGAAGUCAAAAAGCAUAUGCGUUCCGAGCCCCCAGUAUUUCUCAAGAAAAUUGGCGAUUGCGAUGUCUACGAUGGCAUGUCGGCGAAGUUUACGGCUUGUGCAACAGGCUAUCCAGAGCCGGAGGUGGAAUGGUUCAAGAACGAUCAAAGACUAUUCCCAUCUGAUAGAAUUGAUAUUGAAAAGGAAUCGAAUGGUCUUCUGCGCUUAUCCAUCAAAAAUGUCAACGAAUUUGAUGUGGGACGCUAUUCCUGUCGCAUCUACAAUCCCUAUGGAGAUGAUAUCUGUCAUGCCGAGUUAUUUUAUGAUGUUAUUGACUCUCAUCAACGUCCAUUGGGCGAGCAGUAUAGCGACUUCAAGCAAUACAAGAAAACCGGUGCUCCACCACCGUUGCCCGAAGGUCCUAUUAUAUCCCGUAUGACCGAUAGACGUCUGCUUUUGUCCUGGAAACCGUCGGUGCCAUUGACGCCGAGAUAUCCAGUUACAUAUCAGGUGGAAAGACUAGACUUACCAGAUGGCGACUGGCAUACCUUGAGAACUGGUAUUCGAGGCUGCAGCUAUGAUAUUAGAAACUUGGACCCACUUAGAGAUUACAAGUUCAGAAUUCGCGUAGAGAACAAAUUUGGCGUCAGCGAUCCAAGUCCAUACACUCAGACAUUUAGGCAAAAUCUUAUACCGGAGCCUAAGAAGACUUACACUUAUCUGCCACCUGGCACUGACUUUAGACCGGAUACUUCACCCUAUUUUCCAAAGGACUUUGAUAUUGAACGUCCACCUCACGAUGGUUUGGCUCAGGCUCCUCAAUUUUUACUGCGUGAGAAUGAGGUCUCGUAUGGCGUCAAGGGACACAACACAGAGCUUAUGUGGUUCGUUUAUGGUUAUCCGAAACCAAAGAUGACCUACUACUUUAACGAUAGUCUAAUUGAACCCGGCGGAAGAUUCGAUUACAGCUACACACGUAAUGGACAGGCUACGCUAUUUAUAAAUAACAUGUUAGAUCGCGAUGUUGGAUGGUAUGAAGCAGUGGCGACCAAUGAGCAUGGCAAGGCUAGGCAACGAGUUCGUCUGGAAAUCGCCGAAUAUCCACGAUUCACGAAGCGUCCCAAUGAAACGUUCAUCAUGUCGCGCAAGAAUGGACGCAUUGAGGCCAGGAUAACUGGAAUUCCGCUACCGGAAGUACAUUGGUAUAAGGAUUGGAAGCUUAUAACUGAAACAUCACGCAUUAAGAUUCACUCAUAUGAUCCCGAUGUCUACAUUCUUGCCAUACACGACUCCAUAAUAAAGGAUGGAGGUCUCUACUCGGUGAGCGCACGAAAUAUUGCCGGAUCCAUUAGCACCUCAGUCACUGUGCAUAUUGAGGAAAAUGAGGAUCAAUAUAUCUACAAGACCUAUGGCAGGCAUCCAUAUGUACGCUCGAAGCAAUUGCGAUAUGAGGACAAAUACGAUAUUGGCGAUGAGUUAGGUCGCGGCACUCAGGGCAUCACAUAUCACGCGGUGGAGCGCGCCACUGGCGACAAUUAUGCGGCAAAGAUCAUGCACGGACGACCAGAACUGCGGCCCUUCAUGUUGAAUGAACUGGAUAUGAUGAACAUGUUCAAUCACAGGAACCUGAUACGCCCCUACGAUGCGUAUGAGAAUGAUCGCGGCGUAACGCUCAUACUCGAGCUGGCAGCCGGAGGCGAACUUGUCAGGGACAAUUUGCUUACGAGGAACUACUACACCGAGCGAGACAUUGCCAAUUAUAUACGCCAGACUUUGUAUGGCUUGGAGCAUAUGCACGAUUUGGGCGUAGGCCAUAUGGGCUUAACGAUCAAAGACCUGCUGAUUUCUGUCGUAGGCAGCGAUUUCAUCAAGGUAUCUGACUUUGGUCUUUCGCGCAAAAUAAAUAAGCACAAUUUAUCCACACUGGAUUAUGGAAUGCCAGAGUUUGUCUCUCCGGAAGUCGUUAACAAGGAAGGCGUCAGCUUCUCCCACGACAUGUGGACAGUUGGCUUGAUCACAUAUAUUCUGCUCGGUGGCAGAAAUCCCUUCAUGGGCGCCGACGAUAGAGAAACCUUGACCAAAAUUCGUGAGGGUCGCUGGGACUUUUCCGAUUCCAUUUGGACCCAUAUCUCUGAGGAUGGUCGCGACUUUAUAAGCCGACUGCUGCUGUACAGCCCCGAGGAGCGUAUGGAUAUUAAGACCGCAUUGAAGCAUCCGUGGUUCUUUAUGCUCGAUAGAAAAGCAUCCGAUGAAGAUUAUCAAAUUGGUACGGAUCGCUUGAGGCACUAUUAUGAUCACUUCAGGGAUUGGUAUGCAAAUGCCUCCUGCAAGAACUACUUCCGUCGUCGUCGCCUCAGUGGCUGCUUCCAGCAUCCCUCGAAAAUGGUGUAUCCUCCUGGACACUCGUACACACCUGAAAAUACGCCCGAGCCCUUCAUCGAACCAAGAACCAGAACUAAGGAAGUUGUCUCCAAAUUCUUGCAUCCCGACUAUGAGCUGGGUCUCAUCUCAUCUGAGAGCCACUAUCAAUAUGGACCCGAUACCUAUUUACUGCAGCUAAGAGAUGUCAGCUUCCCAGUGAGGCUACGCGAGUACAUGAAGGUCGCCCACAGGCGUUCUCCAUCAUUUGCUAUUAACGAUUCGGUUGAUUGGUCGCUGCCCGUGAUCCGCGAAAGACGUCGCUUCACUGAUAUAAUGGAUGAGGAAAUCGAUGAUGAGCGCACCAGGAGCCGUAUUAGCAUGUAUUCCGCUAAUGAUUCGUACUCCAUUCGACGCCUGCGAACUGAGCUGGGACCUCGUUUGAAUGAGUAUACCGAGGCAGAUGCGUUGAUCGAGACUCAGCGCGAGGGCUAUCCACCCUUCUUCCGAGAGAAGCCACAAACAAUUGCGAUUACAGAAAAUCGGCCAGCGCAUAUUCACUGCUUUGCGGUGGGCGAUCCGAAGCCGUGCGUGCAGUGGUUCAAGAACGAUAUGGUCAUCACUGAGAGCAAACGUAUCAAGAUCACUUUCGAUGAGGAUGGCCGUUCGAUACUGCGCUUCGAGCCAGCCAGUCACUUCGAUGUUGGCAUCUAUAAGGCUGUCGCCAGGAAUAAGGUUGGCCAGACUGUGGCCAGAUGUCGCAUAGUAAUUGCAACGCUGCCCGAUGCACCCGACUCGCCUGAGGUUUCGGCAACGAGUGCCACAGAAAUUCUGCUGAGAUGGAAGCAGCCACGCGACGAUGGACACUCGCCCGUCAUGUGCUAUAGUCUGCAAUACAAAACGCAAAACUCUGAUGCCUGGACCACUGUGGCCGAUAACAUUGAUCACGAAUUUUAUCUGUUGCACGAACUGCAGCCCAACACGAAUUAUCAAAUUCGACUUGCGUCGAAGAAUCGCAUCGGCUGGAGUGACAUGGGAAUUCCCGUGAAUGCAACAACUGCUGGCACGGAUGCACCCAAGGUCCACAUUACGAAGGCCAUGAAGCACUUGCAAAUGCUGACGGAGAAGGGUCAAGAGGUGGUGCUCGAGGAGGAGCGCGUGCACAUGGACUACCAUUGCGAGCGCGAGCCACCCAACUGGGUGACCGAUGUGUCCGUCAGUGAUAAGUACAGCUUCAUUUCGGAGAUUGCACGCGGAGAGUUCAGCACAAUUGUGAAGGGAAUCCAGAAAUCCACAGAUACAGUUAUUGUGGCAAAGAUCUUUGAAGUCACCGACGAGAAUGAGGAGGCAGUGGUCGCUGAAUUUGAUAACUUCAAGACCCUAAGGCACGAGCGCAUACCCGCCCUGUUUGGCGCCUACAAGCCAAUGAAUGUCCCGAUCGCAAUAUUUGUGAUGGAAAAACUUCAGGGCGCCGACGUGUUGACCUAUUUCUCGAGCCGCCAUGAGUACUCCGAGCAAAUGGUGGCAUGCGUUAUCACUCAGCUCCUGGAUGCCCUGCAAUACUUGCACUGGCGCGGAUAUUGCCACCUAAACAUACAACCCGACAAUGUUGUCAUGGCCUCAGUUAGAUCAAUUCAAGUGAAGCUCGUGGACUUUGGCUCAGCAAAGAAGGUGAACAAGUUGGGCAUGAAGAUAGCGCCGACUGGCAUGCUGGACUUCCAGCCACCAGAAAUGAUCAACGACGAACCAGUCUUCCCCCAGAGCGACAUUUGGUCGAUGGGCGUACUAGUCUACAUGCUUCUAUCCGGCACUAGUCCAUUCCGUGGCGCCGACGACUACGAGACUCAACAAAACAUUUCCUUCGUGCGCUAUCGUUUUGAGAAUCUCUUCAAGGAAGUUACUCCGGAAGCAACUAGAUUCAUUAUGCAACUCUUUAAGCGACAUCCCACGAAACGACCAUACACAGAUGACUGUCUGGAGCACAGAUGGCUGAUGUCUUCCGAUUAUAUGGUUAGAAAGCGUGAGCGCGCCGUAUUCUUAGGCUGUCGACUGAAGACCAUUUCCGAUGAAUACCAUGAAUAUAAGAACAAAGCUGCUUCAACCUCCAAAGCCUUCUAUGCGGUUGAAGGCGCACCCACACCAUCUCAACUACUUCGGUCGAACAGCAUUCAAGAGGAAUUGCUCACAACGUUUUAGAUAAA